Messenger RNA from Xyrauchen texanus (razorback sucker), 3762 nucleotides. Its product is annotated as protocadherin beta-15-like. Gene Ontology annotation, molecular function: calcium ion binding. The transcript has 3 exons. Gene Ontology annotation, biological process: homophilic cell-cell adhesion. Gene Ontology annotation, cellular component: plasma membrane. Bases 76 to 3762 code for a protein of 1228 amino acids. NCBI's taxonomy places the organism in Eukaryota, Metazoa, Chordata, Actinopteri, Cypriniformes, Catostomidae. The record is from RefSeq and is a predicted model, not a curated record.
UAUGUGUGGAUAUUUUGGUUUAUUUUUGAGACUUCUCUUCAUUUGGAUUUCACAUUCUUUAGCGUUACUCGGAAAAUGUUUGGCCCUUUGUUCUUCGUGCUUAUGGCGCACAGCGCUUAUGGAGACGUGAGUUAUUCUUUUCCGGAGGAGAUGAAACGCGGAUCUGUGAUUGGAAAUAUAGCGAAGGAUCUCGGGCUCGAUGUGAACAGACUAUCAUCUCGAAAGGCUCGUAUUGAUACUGAAGGAAACAGAAAACGAUACUGUGAUAUUAAUCUGAAUACUGGAGAACUGAUCGUAGCGGAGAGGAUCGACAGAGAAAGUCUUUGUGGAAAGAAAUCUUCAUGCGUUAUAAAACAGGAGCUCGUGCUGGAAAAUCCUUUAGAGCUGCAUCGCAUCAUUCUUAAUAUUGAGGAUAUAAAUGAUAAUUCACCACAGUUUAAAGAAAAUAUAAUCAGAUUUGAAAUACGGGAAUCAGCAGACAAAGGAUCUCGUUAUUUAUUAGAUGAGGCCCAUGAUGCGGAUAUUGGUGUGAAUUCAGUGCAGUCAUAUACAUUACAAAACAAUGAACACUUUAUUCUGAGUGUCCUUACGCGGACAAAUGGAAGAAAAUAUGGAGAGCUCGUUUUGAAUAAAGAAUUGGAUCGUGAGCAGCAAAAAGAGGUGACUUUAAUUGUCUCUGCGGUUGAUGGCGGGACUCCACCGAGAUCAGGUACUGUAGCCAUACACGUCACUGUACUGGAUGCUAAUGAUAAUGCUCCAGUCUUUAGUCAGGCCGUCUAUAAAGUCAGUCUGCCUGAAAAUUCUCCUGUAGAUACUGUAGUGGUUACUGUGAGCGCUACUGAUGCUGACGAGGGACAAAAUGGAGAAGUGACAUAUGCUUUUGGGCAUUUAUCAGAACAUUUUCUUGAAAUAUUUUCUCUCGAUGCAGUUUCUGGUGAGAUUAAAUUAACAGGAUUUAUUGAUUAUGAGGAGGAGAGUUCAAUAGAACUGCCAAUUCAAGCAAAAGAUGGUCAAGGAUUAGCGAGUCAUUCAACUGUAUUAAUUGAUGUUGUUGAUGUCAAUGAUAACGCCCCUAUAAUAAUACUGAAAUCACUGAAUAGUCCAAUUCCCGAGAACGCGUCACCCGGUACUGAGGUUGGCAUCAUUAAUGUGCAGGACAGAGACUCUGAGAAUAACGGACAGGUGCGCUGCUCCAUUCAGCAAAACGUCCCAUUUAAACUCGUCCCUUCAAUCAAAAAUUACUAUUCUCUGGUGACCACAGGUGAAUUAGACCGCGAGCUGGUGUCUGAUUAUAACAUCACAAUUACUGCUACUGAUGAGGGCUCUCCACCUUUAUCUUCCACUAAGAAUAUUCACUUCACUGUAGCUGACGUGAAUGAUAACCCACCUGUAUUUGAGGAGCAGAAUUACAGAGCUAAUGUGCAAGAAAAUAACAAACCGGGCUCCUCUAUUUGUUCAGUAUCAGCUACAGACCCGGACUGGAGACAGAAUGGCACUGUAGUUUAUUCUCUGUUGCCCUCUGAUGUUAAUGGCGCACCGGUGUCCUCCUUUUUAUCCAUUAACGGAGACACCGGGGUCCUUCAUGCCGUGAGGUCGUUUGAUUACGAGCAGUUGAGAAGUUUCCAAGUGCUCGUGUUAGCCAGAGACAACGGGUCUCCUCCUCUGAGCAGUAACGUGACCGUGAGUGUCUUCAUAACGGAUGAGAAUGACAACUCCCCUCAGAUAUUAUACCCCUCUCCGGAAGGGAACUCCUUGAUGACCGAGAUGGUCCCCAAAGCUGCGCAGGCGGGCUCCCUGGUCUCCAAGGUGAUCGCCGUGGACGCGGAUUCUGGACAGAACGCGUGGCUCUCGUAUCACAUUAUUAAAGCGACUGAUCCGGGACUUUUCACUAUCGGUGUCCACAGCGGAGAGAUCAGGACGCAGCGGGACAUUUCUGAAUCUGACAGCAUGAAACAGAACCUGAUUGUCUCCGUGAGAGAUAACGGACAGUCCUCUCUCUCAGCCACGUGCGCAUUGUAUUUACUGAUAUCAGAUAACUUGGCUGAAGUUCCUGAACUGAAAGACAUGUCUCAUGACGAGAGCAGCUCCAAACUGACGUUUUAUUUGAUCAUCGCGCUGGUGUCCGUUUCCACUUUCUUCCUCACCUUCAUCAUCAUCAUCCUGGCCGUGAGGUUUUGUCGCAGGAGAAAGCCCAGACUGUUGUUUGAUGGAGCUGUAGCCAUUCCCAGCGCGUAUCUCCCUCCAAAUUACGCAGACGUGGAGGGCGCGGGAACUAUCCGCAGCACUUACAAUUAUGACGCAUAUCUGACCACGGGCUCGCGCACUAGUGACUUCAAGUCCAUCAGAUCUUAUAAUGAGGGCACGCUGACCUCUGACCUGACUCUGAAAAAGACUCCGUCCUCUGUGGAUGAUCUUGAAGGGCUUGAGGCAGAAAUUGAUGAUUCGUUUCAGAGCUGCAUCGACUUCAUUCUCAACAUUGAGGAUAUAAAUGAUAAUUCACCAGAGUUCACAGAUAGUGUUAUUAAAUUUGAAAUACGGGAAUCAGCAGUCAAAGGAUCUCGUUAUUUAUUAGAUGAGGCCCAUGAUGCGGAUAUUGGUGUGAAUUCAGUGCAGUCAUAUACAUUACAAAACAAUGAACACUUUAUUCUGAGUGUCCUUACUGGGACAAAUGGAAGAAAAUGUGGAGAGCUGGUUCUUAAUAAAGAAUUGGAUCGUGAGCAGCAAAAAGAGGUGAAUUUAAUUGUCACUGCGGUUGAUGGCGGGACUCCACCGAGAUCAGGUACUGUAGCCAUACACGUCACUGUACUGGAUGCUAAUGAUAAUGCUCCAGUCUUUAGUCAGGCCGUCUAUAAAGUCAGUCUGCCUGAAAAUUCUCCUGUAGAUACUGUAGUGGUUACUGUGAGCGCUACUGAUGCUGACGAGGGACAAAACGGAGAAGUUAUUUAUGCUUUUGGGCAUUUAUCAGAAAGCUUGCGUGAAUUAUUUUCUCUAGAUGCAGUUUCUGGUGAGAUUAAAUUAACAGCACUCAUUGAUUUUGAGGAGGAGAGUUCAAUCGAACUGCCCAUUCAAGCUAAAGAUGGUCAAGGGCUAGCAGGUCGGUCCACUGUUUUAAUAUAUGUUGUUGAUGUCAAUGAUAACGCCCCUAUAAUAAUACUUAAAUCACUGAAUAGUCCAAUUCCCGAGAACGCGUCACCCGGUACAGAGGUUGGCAUCAUUAAUGUGCAGGACAGAGACUCUGAGAAUAACGGACAGGUGCGCUGCUCCAUUCAGCAAAACGUCCCAUUUAAACUCGUCCCUUCAAUCAAAAAUUACUAUUCUCUGGUGACCACAGGUGAAUUAGACCGCGAGCUGGUGUCUGAUUAUAACAUCACAAUUACUGCUACUGAUGAGGGCUCUCCACCUUUAUCUUCCACUAAGAAUAUUCACUUCACUGUAGCGGACGUGAAUGAUAACCCACAUGUAUUUGAGGAGCAGAAUUACAGAGCUAAUGUGCAAGAAAAUAACAAACCGGGCUCCUCUAUUUGUUCAGUAUCAGCUACAGACCCGGACUGGAGACAAAAUGGCACUGUAGUUUAUUCUCUGUUGCCCUCUGAUGUCAAUGGCGCACCGGUGUCCUCCUUUUUAUCCAUUAACGGAGACACCGGGGUCCUUCAUGCCGUGAGGUCGUUUGAUUACGAGCAGUUGAGAAGUUUCAAAGUGCUCGUGUUAGCCAGAGACAACGGGUCUCCUCCUCUGAGCAGUAACGUGACCGGAACUCCUUGA